UCUUCUCAAACUCCCCAGUCCUUCUUUGCGAGUAUAUAAUGUCGCGGCAGCACACUGCGUCCUCGCGCGACCUCAACAAUACUUCGACGUCUCAAGCCAGGCCGCGACUGGAUGUUCGUGCUGGCAAUGGCAAUAGCAGCGGUCUUAACAGGUCGGCGAUGAACGCCAACCCAGCCAUAUCAAAUCACAGUUCCGACCGCACCAUCUCGCAAAACACCUUUAUGACGCAAGCCGACGGCAGCGGCGGGAACCCGACGCUCUACUCACUGGCCGGGCCACAGUAUAGCCGCAACCAGGGUGCUGCGUAUAUCGACCCGAACUACCGAGCGCACAAUCCGAACUAUGGCAAGGCGCAGGAUGCACCUGUCUGGAGUCUGACAUCCCCAUUACCCCACGUUGUCCGAAAUGGGCGCUGGGGCAAGAGGAAGAAGCCACGGCAAGACCGCCCCGAAGAAGGGGAUACUCAAGCUGGAGGAGAAGGAACAGGAGGGAGUUACUCGCGCCCGAAUGCGAACGCACCGCGCCAGCCGGCGUCCGAAGAAGCACCGGCCUUCGAGCCUCCGGACCAGGCAGACGAAGAGGGCAAGGCAGAAGCUCAGCAGGCAACAGAAGACAAUCGGGAAUUUUUCAACUACUGGGGCAAGAUCCGGCAUUAUGUACGCCAGGAACUGGCUGAGUGGCUGGGGAUGACCGUUGCCAUGCUGCUCGGUAUCUGCGCGGGACUGUCCACAUUCACUUCGUCCAACCUGGCAGGUUCGUUUCCCUCGCUCGCAGCGGCCUGGGGUUUUGGGUUCAUGGUCGCCAUCUACCUUACUGGUGGUAUCUCUGGUGGUCACCUGAAUCCUGCAAUCACAAUCUCCAUGUGGAUAUGGCGUGGGUUUCCGGCGCGCAGAUGCCUCACAUAUACGAUUGCGCAGGUCAUCGGCGCUAUCACGGCCGCGGGAAUUGCAUAUGCUCUUUAUCACGAUGCCAUCGUGCAGCUCGCUGCUUCAAGCCAAGUUCCCCAGCCUCGAACGGACGCGAAGCAGGCGAUGGUGGUGACGCCGAAGCCCUUCGUCCAGCCCGUUGCCGCUUUCUUCACCGAAUUCGUCGGCUCAGCUAUCCUAAUCGGUACAAUAUUGGCAUUGGGUGAUGACUCCAAUGCUCCGCCCGGCGCCGGUAUGCAAGCCUUCAUCAUCGGCAUCAUGAUCACUGUCCUUGUUCUUGCCCUCGGCUACACAACCGGUGGCUGUUUCAAUCCAGCACGCGAUUUCGGCGCACGCGUGGUCACCGUUAUGGCAGGCUGGGGUGGUCAGAUGUUCACCGAAUAUCAUAUCUGGUGGCUCUGGGGCCCCUGGGUGGCUGAUAUCCUUGAGGGGUUGUUUGCUUCGGAGCGAUUCAUGAUAUGAUGCUUAUCAUCUUCACAGGUGGCGAGAGUCCGAUUAAUUACCCUCCACGACGACGCAAGAGGGCUUUUAUUCUCAAGAACCGCAAUGCGAGGGCGCGCAUGGGGGUGGGCCAGGAUAAGAUUCCGGAUUUGGAGAGGGCGGCACAAGAGUUUGAAUAGACGCUCGCUCCGAGUUCGAUCUUUGGUUCUUGAAUAGAAGCUUCUCAAUUGAACUGGGUAUAAAUUUGAUAUAAUAUACGGUUAUGAGUACACGGCAUAGCGCGGCGUCGGAUUGGUUUUUAAAACAUUUUUCUGCUUUCACAUUACUUUGAGAUAUUAUACACGGUUCAUCUCAACUGCUUUGUU
Molecule: messenger RNA, 1732 nt
Organism: Aspergillus nidulans FGSC A4
Lineage: Eukaryota; Fungi; Ascomycota; Eurotiomycetes; Eurotiales; Aspergillaceae
Product: MIP/aquaporin family protein
Exons: 1
Coding region: 39-1388 (449 amino acids)
Biological process (GO): transmembrane transport
Cellular component (GO): membrane
Molecular function (GO): channel activity
Source: RefSeq, a predicted model, not a curated record